Aedes aegypti (yellow fever mosquito) is the source of this 2061-nucleotide messenger RNA. It is a transcript of the gene hgo, whose product is annotated as homogentisate 1,2-dioxygenase. Gene Ontology annotation, biological process: L-phenylalanine catabolic process. Gene Ontology annotation, molecular function: homogentisate 1,2-dioxygenase activity. Lineage: Eukaryota; Metazoa; Arthropoda; Insecta; Diptera; Culicidae. Gene Ontology annotation, cellular component: cytoplasm. The record is from RefSeq and is a predicted model, not a curated record. Bases 160 to 1461 code for a protein of 433 amino acids. The transcript is spliced from 4 exons.
AAGUUCAAAUCAGGACUGCAAACGCACGGUCAGCGCUGAUCAGUGCCGAGUCCGGCAGUGGCGCGAUCAGUCGAUUCCUCAUUUCGGUGAUUGAGAAUUAAGAAGUGCGUCUUGUGAGAGAACUUGUGUUUGAAUAGUGUGAACUGGUGAUAAGAAGAGAUGCCCGAGUACAAGUAUCUUUCCGGUUUCGGAUCACACUUCUCCUCGGAGGACUCCCGAUGUCCGAACGCUCUUCCAGAAGGUCAAAAUUCUCCGCAGAAGUGCGCCUACGGUCUGUACGCUGAACAACUGUCCGGCAGUGCCUUCACGGCUCCUCGGACCGAAAACGUCCGCAGCUGGCUCUAUCGGGUGCGCCCUUCGGUGAUCCACCAGCCGUUCGAGCGAUACGACGCCGCUCCGUUUCUGCGCGCCAAAUGGGACGAACAGCACCCAAACCCCAACCAGAUGCGCUGGAACCCGUUCGAUGUGCCCUCUGGGAAGGUGGACUUUGUGGCCGGUCUGCACACGGUCUGCGGCGCCGGAGAUACCCGGAGCCGACACGGAUUGGCCGUGCACGUGUACUUGUGCAACAGCUCGAUGGAGAACCAGGCGAUGUACAACAGCGAUGGGGACUUUCUGAUUGUUCCCCAACAGGGUUCGCUGGAUAUAACUACCGAGUUCGGCAAGAUGUACGUUCAACCGAACGAGAUCUGUGUGAUACCGCAGGGCAUUCGGUUCAGCGUUGCCGUUGAAGGUCCUACCCGAGGUUACAUUCUGGAGGUUUACGAUGGACAUUUCAAGUUGCCGGAUCUGGGGCCAAUCGGAGCAAACGGACUUGCAAAUCCACGGGAUUUCCUUACCCCGACGGCGUGGUUCGAGGAUCGUAGCGUCGAUGGGUACAAUGUGGUUUCCAAGUACCAGGGAGCUUUGUUUGUUGCAACGCAAAAUCAUUCGCCGUUCGAUGUAGUGGCGUGGCACGGAAACUAUGUUCCGUACAAGUAUGAUUUGGCCAAGUUUAUGGUGAUUAACUCGGUCAGCUUCGAUCAUUGCGAUCCGAGUAUUUUUACUGUGCUGACGUGUCCGAGCAACCGAUAUGGGACGGCCAUUGCUGACUUUGUCAUCUUCCCACCGAGAUGGUCGGUUCAGGAGCACACUUUCAGACCUCCGUACUAUCAUCGCAACUGCAUGAGCGAAUUCAUGGGUCUGAUUUUCGGUCGCUACGAAGCCAAGGAGGGCGGUUUCAUGCCGGGUGGCGCUUCGCUGCAUUCCAUGAUGACACCGCACGGCCCGGACAGGAAGUGCUUCGAAGGCGCCUCCAAUGCGGAGCUCAAACCGGAACGGAUUGCUGACGGGACGCAAGCCUUCAUGUUCGAGUCGUCUCUGAGCAUGGCCGUCACCAAGUGGGGCGAAGAAACAUGCCAGAAGUUGGACGCCAAGUACUACGAGUGUUGGCAAGCGUUGGAGAAGAAGUUCAAGAUUUGAACGACUUGGACGGGCUCUUGAUCAGGGAUUUCGGCCUACAGAGUAACAUUCACGGUAUUGAUUUUUCAAGGACAAAAAUCGAAUUUAAUUCUCUGUCUCACUUUCGUUCAGUUUUGUUUUGUUGAAGCAAAUUUAUAAAAUUUAUCUUUUUUGCGGUAUCUCUUGAUUCGCUGUUAAUACUUAAAGAGUUUUAUCACACUGUUUUUUUUUGUGUGUGAAUGAGUGCUUGUCUGCAUGGUAGUUUUUACUUCAAAAUUACAUUGUUCUACGUUAAGAGUACACUUCCGCGUGCGGUUCGUUUAGUGUUUAGUUUGUCGCGUCUCGUUACCAUUUGAACUAUAAUCUCAAGAACGGUUUACUUUUUAAUAAUUAUUAUUAAUUCAUAGCAUUUAGAUAUCCUAAUCACUUUUGUCUUCUGUUUUGUUUAUUUUUUUGUUAAGAUCAAUUCAAUCAGCAUUAUGGUGUUUAAUAAUAAUCACACAUUCUUUAAAGUUCUGCAAAUCCUUCGAUAAGUUUGUUGUUUUACUAGUAUUUGAUUAUAUUACACUUAGAAUUAGCAUCUGUGAGAAAAAUAAAGCCUUGGUUUCGUGCAUUUCCGAA